GGAAUGGGGAGUGGGGGACGAUGACGAGUGAGUGACGAACUGACAACUGAUCUGUGAGUUGUGGCGACUUCCCGACCGACCUUUGUGGUACCGGGCUGUAACAGUGCGUGCAUGACUGGCAAUGGAAAGGUGACAGUCAUGAUACCAGCAACCAGCAAGUACUCUAUAGUACUCGCAUCGAGUAGCCAUAUCAUGAAAGUCAGUUGCGGAAACACGAACCCACCAACAAAUUUUUCGAUGCUUCAACGUCAUCCCCGUCUUUCCUCAUUCUCCUCUCAUCCUUUCCGCCCUUCCACAGGAAGAGCUUUCCACUAGCUCCACCGAACCGAUAAAAUGCUGCAUGUAAAGCGUUGAUAUAUCUCAUCACCGAUUCAAUCUCGACACCAUUCGCCUUCCCGUACAAUUCGACCUAUCGGUGAGUCCAGGUCACGAACGUUGAAUCCCACUAACGAUCCCCAAGUCCAGAUACCAAAGCAAAUGUCAACCCAUACCAUCACAGCUCCCAUUCCGACCUACGCCCACAGGACCCUCCACCGCUCCUGCCCCGCCCCCGCCCCCGCCUCCGUCCCGCAUGACCAUGACCAUGACAACCCAUCUCCCCCCGCCCGACCUGUCCACCGUCCACGUACGACCAGAUCUGGUGGAAGGGAAGGAGGACAAGAACGGUGGUUCGAAUUCCAUCCUCUGCACCAUCCCGCUCCGAGGCGUGUGUCGGACUUUGCAGUGCAUUUGCAGGAUGUUAUUGAUAUGAUUGAUAAAGACCCAGGAGAGAGCGAGGGAGUAGGGGAGAGGGAGAGGGAGGGGGAGGGGAAGAAGAUGUCGGAUUUUGAGACGCCGGCUGGUUCGCCGGCUUCGUCGCCCGUGUUUCGCACGUCUUCGUCUUCGUCGUUCGGUUUUGUGAGCCGGCCGUCUCAGCUUGGCUUGACGUCUGUCGUGUCGGAGGAGGAGGAAGCGGGUGGGGUUGAAGAGGGUGUUCCCGCUGAGAGGAAAGAUGAUGAUGUUGCUAAGCAUGCGGAUACCGAACCCGAGGCAGUGACCGACGGCGGAAAGGCCGUCCAACCUUUCAAGAAUUCCGCGCCCAGGGUUCCAUCCCCGCCUCGUCUCUCAGCGUUCAGACGCCGAGCCGCCACUCUACCCUCAACUCCCCAAUUCCUCGCAUCCCGCCAAACCCAAACCCAAAUCCACCGUCCCCACGCCCCACCCCCCCUCUGUCCUCUCCCAACCCGUCCCAUAUUCAAGCAGGAAGCCUUCAAAACCGCCGAAGACAAGGUCCACAACUAUAUCAAACAUUAUCAGACGCGUCCAUGGACGGAAAUGGAAGAAGCGCCGGAUUAUUUCUUGUUUGGGUGGAGGAAUGAGGUGAUUGCGAGUUGGAAUAGGUUUUAUAGUAAGGAGAAUGAGGCGAAGAGGAGGGCGGUGAGGGGGAGUGUGAGUUUGCCUGGUUAG
This is a messenger RNA of Cryptococcus amylolentus CBS 6039, 1446 nucleotides long. RefSeq lists its product as hypothetical. Lineage: Eukaryota; Fungi; Basidiomycota; Tremellomycetes; Tremellales; Cryptococcaceae. The coding region runs from base 478 to 1446 and encodes 322 amino acids. The record is from RefSeq and is a predicted model, not a curated record. The transcript is spliced from 2 exons.